CUGCCAGUAGACUCAAGUCGCAGUACCGUGCAAACACAGAGCCGAGUGCGCGAGAGAGUACGUUAUUAUUGAAAGGAGAACUUGGUAAACGGAGUGUGUUCGGUCUAUGUUCGUCAGUGCACCGUGCCAUGACUCGACAAUGACAUCCACAACAACAAUCAGGAAGUCCUACGGGAACAGGAAGAUCUAUGUCUUUCCCGAAGACUAUCCACUUAGAACAACCAAAGCCAAAAAUGUUGCCAAUCUGCCCAAAAAGCACGAGGAAGUCAACAAGCUAGUCAAGUAUAUUGACGACAACAUCGUGGGCAAAAAUAAUGCCUUCCUUGGGCCUUUCGGACGGCGAAAAGUCGUGUUCUGCGAUUACGCCGCGUCGGGGAGAUCCCUGCAAUUCAUCGAAGAGUAUAUUCUUAGGGAAGUGCUGCCCACUUACGGAAACACGCAUUUCACAACGACUAUAUCUUCACUACAAAGUACAUUAUUCAGACAAGAGUCUCGUGAUAUAAUUAGGAACGCUGUCAAUGCAAACGACGACGACGCAGUCAUCUUCUCAGGACACGGAUGCAAAGAUGCCUUAGAAAAACUAAUCAACGCCCUUGAUCUCAGAGAACCCCCGAUUGUAUUCAUCGGUGCCAGCGAACAUUUAGACAACCUACAGCUGUGGCAAAAGACUGACGCUAAAUUGGUGCGAAUAACUGAAACCAAAGAAGGUUUCUUGGACCUAAACGAUCUGGAAAACCAACUGAGAUUUUAUCAGAAAACUGGAAAGACUCUUAUUGGAUGCUUCUCGAUUGCCAGCAGUGUGACGGGAAUCAUCAUCGAUGAUGUGGCCUGCACGAUUCUUCUUCACCAAUAUGGUGCGUUGGCAUUUUGGGAUUUCAACAUGGGCGCUCCAAAUAUUGCCAUAGAUAUGAAUCCAGUUAUACCGGGCGUCGAAGAAAAUUCGGCCAAUAAGGAUGCGAUUUAUUUCUCCGGGCAUAAAUUCGCUGGAGGCGUUCAGACACCAGGAAUUUUGAUUGCCAAAAAAUCAAUAUUCAGAAGAUUAAGUACUUGUGAACCAGAUGGAUUCUUUGCAACACAAGAGAAUAAUAAGACAUUUGAAAUACAAGAAGAGGGAAGCUGCGCUGCCAUAGUUGAGUCGAUCAGAGCCAGUCUCGUGAUGCAGUUAAAAGAAACGGUUUCCGUGCCGAAUAUUCUUCAACGUCAGGAAAAAAUCAACAAACAAAUGUUACAGCACAUCAGGACCAUUCCAGAAAUAAUCCUCUUAGGUAACACUUCCCCCAACAUCAAAAGGAUUUCAGUGUUUUCUUUCAUGGUGCGCCACCCCCGUGGCACAUUCUUACACCACAAUUUUGUGUGUGCCGUUCUGAACGACGUCUUUGGCAUUCAAGCCCGUGCUGGAUGCUUGUGCUCCGGUGCGUAUGCCCAAGACCUCCUCGGCAUCGAUCAAAGUUUAGCCGAUCAGUACGAAAGCAUCAUAUUAGAGGACAGAAGACUGAGCAGUUUAAAUUUAGGAGUGGCGAAUUCCACUUUGGAGCUGCUCAGACCCGGAUUCACACGUAUCAGUCUUCCAUAUUUCAUAAACGACUCUGAAUUAGCUUUCGUGAUGGAAGCUAUGAAGAUGGUGGCGACUGAAGGUUGGAAAUUACUGCCACAGUAUGUCGUAGAUUUGGAAACGGGCGAGUGGAGACACCACACGAAUACCAUGUGCAAGGAUCGCAAAUGGUUGUCACAGAUUCGAUACGUGGAUGGUAAGAUGACGAUGAACGAGAGGCGAAUCUCCGGACCGGGAUUGUUUCCGCAGAGCUAUUCUGAGAGUCUACAAACUGCCAGAAAUUUAUUUAAUAGGGCUCGUAAAACCGCCAACAGAAUGCCGUACCAUGAUCAAGGUAUCACAUUUGACGCACGCGGUGAAAAACUGCGAUGGUUUUUGUUACAACACGAAGCUCAGAGCCUUUUAACCAGUAAUGCUCAAAACGUCAAACAAAAGGUCCCGUUCGAUCCCCUAGGUAUCAGUUCUAAAAAGUCUGAUUCGUCGUCGAAAGACGAAAAAACUUAUAUAACCCAACCAGUGUCCAAUUGCGGGUCACCACGACACUACAGUUUGCCCUCCAUCGAUGACCCAAAAGUGUUAACGUCCUCAUCGCCAGUGCCAUAUUUUCUCCACGAUGUAAAUGGUUUGUACUAUCCCCACAUGCCUCAACCACCUGUGAAUUUUGUGGUUGGUGAAGCAGUGAGCUCCGCCAACCUCCAAAUGCAACAGAACUUCGCUAGGGAAAGGUGCCUAAGUUUGGGGGCGCCUAAUGUGUCUCCGCCUGUCUUAAGUCCGCAAACCAGAGUUAGUUUGGGAAUGAAUCAAGUACGUCAACGACAAUUGAGUUACAGCAGCCAGAGCGAGAUGCACUCGUUAGAUUCAGAUGCCAAUUUAUCGCCAACACAUAGCCUCAAUAUUUUAUACAACAGCACUCAUGAGCUGGGCAGAGCCUCUCCGGCACCUGAUCUACAAACAUAUGUGACUGAAAUGACUAAAGAGAUUGCCACUAAUAUCAAAUCUGAAAUCAGAGAAGUCAUCUCGAAAGUGGAAGACGUUUUGGAAAAUACGGAUUGUGGAUCUUACUAUGACAGGCACGGGAGUGGCAGCGAGGAUGGAAGAAGCGAUUCAAUCUCCGCAAAUGAAGUUGCCGAGUACAUUGAAAAGGUGUCUAUAGAAAUGGCUAAUGAAGUAAAGUCUGAAAUUCGGGAUGUGGUCAGUGCUGUGGACGUGUUUAUCACACCUGAAAUACAAGAUAAGCCUUGUUAUUCAAGAGCGUCAAGUUCUGGAGAUGAAAGGGGCACUGGUGCCAUUCCCAAGUACACACCUGGGUCCAGCAGCGAAACCGUCAUCCAUAUGAUCAAUAAAUCGUCUAGUUCUAACAAAUUACACGACCAGCCCGACGCCUUGGACAAAACACAGAACAAGGCGGUGACUUCAACUGUUGCAAGUCUCAGUUCACAGGAUAGUGGUAUAAAUUUAUCGUUCCAUGAUCAGGAUAAUAUGAACAGUGAACAGGCCAAAUCCAGGAGUAAUUCCGAAUCUUUAGGAGUUCACAGGAAAUCAGAUUCUGAAAUUAAGUUUUCCAAUUUGGUUAAACACAAACCUAUGAUGUUCAGAGAAUUUAGUGAGGACAACCAAUCAACAGAUAAGACAUCAAAAUGGAUCAGUCCUCAGAAAACAAUUUGGCAGCCUACAGUAGAAGCUAUUCAAGAAUUUGAAAUGAUAAAGGAUGGUGAUAAAGUGAUGGUGUGUUUGUCUGGAGGAAAGGAUUCGUUGAGUCUGUUGCAUAGUUUGUUGCAAUACCAAAAUUAUAUUCAAAGCAAAGGUAUUCUGUUCAGUCUCGGCGCUGUAACUGUUGAUCCAGAAGCAUCAGGAUGCGACCCCUGUGCUCUGAUCCCACACUUAAGAAGAUUGGGCGUUCAUUACAUAAUCGAUGACAAGAAAUGCGAUCUCGAUAACGCCUCUGACCAAAGUGAUGGAGUGAAAGAGAAUGUAAAUUCAUUCUGUACACCAACACUAAGACACCGGUUGUAUAACUCAGCAAAAAGUUCUGGCUAUAAUGUUUUGGCUAUUGCUCAACAUUUAGAUGAUCUCUGCGAAAGUUUCCUCCUGUCUGUUUUCCACAAAGGGAAGCUGAGAACUAUGAGAGCUCACUACUAUGUAAGAGAUCACGACUUGAGAGUGAUAAGACCCUUCGUCUACGUCCGUGAAAAAGCAAUAAGACAAUUUGUCGGUAAUCACAACUUGCCAAUAUCGACUAACUCUACGUGUUCCAAUUUAUCUAAAGAAAGACAACGGAUCAAACAACUGUUGACUCAACAGGAGAUUCUUUUCCCGAAAUUGUUCACCAGUCUUCGUACCGCAUUGCACCAACUAAUCGGCUUCCAUAUCAAAGAACUGGAAGUGAAGACGCGUAAGAGACUUAAGUCAAAGGAGAGUGACGGAUCGGAAGUAGAGACUGAUGAAGAGCCAAUCGUCAAAGCUGAUUGAAUACUGAGCGUUGGAAAUAUAUGUACAAAUUUUGCGUGAUAUUUACUUUUAGCUUCAUUUGUUUACUGUAGAGGAUUUAUGGAUUGGAAUUACAUUUAUUGGUUUUACAAUAUCUAAGCAUCGUUCAGAAUUUUAUCUGAAGGAAAUUUUUGUAUUGGAGUGAUGUAAUGGUGUGACAAAUGGAGUUAACGGAAGUUUUACUUAAAUUUAUUUGUUGUAAUAUUUUGGAAACAGAUAGUGCUACUCUACAAGAUCAAUUAAUAUAGUAGACAAAAUACAACUUAGACUUACAGAUAUUAAAAUUUCUAAUUUUUAGUAAUGAAAACGUACCAAUUACAAAUUUGAAACAUUUCAUAUUAUCAAAGUAUACACAAAAUGAAACAGAUUACAAAAUAUAUAUACUUACCUCAUGUAUAUUAAUUAAAUAUAAUUUCAAAUAUACAUGGUGUAAUUAAGAAAACACUUUUUAAGUGCUGUAUUAGCAAACCUCUUCUAGAUUACUGCAUUUUCAUGCCAUAAUAGAGUAGUAUAUAUCUCGAAAUAAAAAUUAUUUUCCAAUUAUUUACGUUGAUACUUUAUAAGUAUUAUGUGAUGGCUAAUGUUUAUAAAGCAUUAGUCUUUAUAACACAUCUCAUUUAAUGUUAUGUUGUUUCGUGUAUUAAACAAUUUUUAAGACAAACGUAUUUUACAAUUUCGUUUUAUAUCUCGUUGAUCAAACAACGAUGUUUUUGUCUUGUAGAAUUGUUUGUCCAGAAAAUUGUGAUUUUAUAAAAUGAGAUAGAUAUUAAUGACUGACUUAAUUUUUUUAUAAACCAUAGUUAGCUUGUGAAUAAUGUUAAGUUGCAUUUUUUGAAUAUUUAUAUUGUAAUUAAAAGCUAUGUAUAAACAAAAUGGAGUGAACAUGUAUAUUAAUUAUAAAUCUUCCCAUAGGGAUUGUGAUUGAAAAUAUAUUAUUGUUAUCAUAUUUAAGAUAUAUUUAAUAAUUGUUAACAAUAAUACAGAUGUAUUUUAUUUCUUACCAUAUAAUAAACAAUUAUAUAAAUA
Aethina tumida (small hive beetle) is the source of this 5065-nucleotide messenger RNA. RefSeq lists its product as uncharacterized. Gene Ontology annotation, molecular function: GTP binding. NCBI's taxonomy places the organism in Eukaryota, Metazoa, Arthropoda, Insecta, Coleoptera, Nitidulidae. The record is from RefSeq and is a predicted model, not a curated record. The transcript is spliced from 10 exons. Bases 107 to 4021 code for a protein of 1304 amino acids. Gene Ontology annotation, biological process: SRP-dependent cotranslational protein targeting to membrane.